AUGUUUGAACGCUCCACAGAGCAACAUCAAGCCAUUAUCACAGCAAUUUGUCUCUCUGGUUGUAAUGCAAUGUGUCUUUCAUCUUCUGAUGUGAGCCUGCUGAAAGCUGCCAUGGCCAUUUUGAAACCCUUUGAGGCAACGACCAAAGAGAUUUCUGCAGACAAGCAUGUCUCCAUUUCUAAGGUGAUACCUCUGGCAAAAUCACUACAACAUUUGACUGGUGCGAUUACAAAAAAGGACACACCCCUGGUUUCCAACCUUAGUUACCAGAUGAGACGCCACUUCACAAAUAUUGAAAGUGCUCGCAUGCUGGUGAUGUCAACCUUACUGGAUCCCUGGAUGAAGAAAUUGGCGUUCAGUGACUCAGCAGCCGUGAGACAGGCAGAGCAGUGGGUAGUUCAGGAGAUGUCAAGGCAUGUCCAGACUAAUGAUUCCAAUGAAGAUAGGCAGCCCAGUAAUACAACUGAAGCAGCUGGCCUGUGGGAUCUCUUCGACUCAGUGGUCAAGCAAUCAACAUCACAAGGAGCCUCAACCAGCAAUGUAACACUGGAAGCCAGAAAGUAUUUUAAGGAACCAGUGCUGGCAAGACUCCAAGAUCCCUUACUGUGGUGGAAGGAGAAUGAGCAAUACUAUGAACUUAUUGCAAAAAUUGCAAAGAAGUAUCUUUGCAUCCCUGGUACAUCUGUUCCUGCCGAAAGGGUGUUCUCUAAAGCAGGGGAGCUAGUCUCCAUGAGGUAUAAUUGGCUGAAGCCAAAGAAUGUGAACAUGUUCUUGUUUUUAAACAAAAAUAUCUGA
This is a messenger RNA of Pocillopora damicornis (cauliflower coral), 795 nucleotides long. Its product is annotated as E3 SUMO-protein ligase ZBED1. NCBI's taxonomy places the organism in Eukaryota, Metazoa, Cnidaria, Anthozoa, Scleractinia, Pocilloporidae. The record is from RefSeq and is a predicted model, not a curated record. Gene Ontology annotation, biological process: regulation of transcription by RNA polymerase II. Gene Ontology annotation, molecular function: protein dimerization activity. Gene Ontology annotation, cellular component: nucleus.